CGUGAGAGGGAAACGUCACAUUCACUCGAGCCUCCGAUCACCUCGGGAUGUCUUUUUGAUUGGGAGGCGGCACAGGCUGUGAUCUGCGGACUAAUUCACAUGCUGCUUGAGGAGGAGGAGGCGGAGUGAUCUCUCCUGCCCACUACCCACGUAAACCGAGUCAGCUCUCGGACCCGCAGCCACACUGUCAGAGCGACGCCGGGGAUGAAGCAACGCGGCUGUGAUACGCACGGAUUCAUGCUCUCGCACUGCGCGUCUCUUUUAAGGAUUUAACAUUUUUAUCUCCGCCAAAGGCUUUAACCGGCUUGACGUUUGGCUUUAUUUACCCUACACAUGUAUUUCUCAACCAUUUCCACGAGAAUUGGGUCAUGAUCACAUCGCCCACGGUCUCUGUCCUGAGAAAUAGCACGAAUCCAGCGUGGGAGAGCGGCUCCUCGGGGGAGAAGGGCGCAGUGAAGAUCAGCCGGCCAGCCGUCCACAACUCCGUCUCUCCUGCAGACCCUUCUCGCCAAGCCAGUCGUCUUCCCAUAAAGAUUUUGAAAAUGCUCACCGCUCGGGCAGGACACAUUUUACACCCAGAGUAUCUUCAGCCUUUGCCGUCUACUCCUAUCAGUCCCAUCGAGCUGGAUGCCAAGAAAAGUCCGCUGGCUCUUUUGGCCCAGACGUGCUCUCAGAUAGGCAAACCGGAUCCGCCGUCCUCCUCCAAACUGUCCUCCGUGACCUCAAAUGGAUCUAGUGACAAAGAGACCAAAUCCGGUCCGCUGAAAAUGAGCGACAUCGGAGCCGACGACAAAUCCAGCUUCAAACCUUACUCCAAAUCGUCGGAGAAGAAGGACACGAGCAGCAGCCUCAGUGGAGAUAAAACCAGUUUCCGAGUGCCUAGCGCCACCUGCCAGCCGUUCACCCCCAGAACAGGCAGCCCCAGCUCCUGCACAUCAGUCUCUCCACUGCCGGCUGAAGGCAAGGCGGGGGACAAGGAGGAAAAGAAGGAGUCUGAUAGCAAUAAAAGCAGUACGACUGAAAGUAACGGCAGCCAUAGGAUAAGUGGAAUUACCUCUGAUGGCAGCCAACACCAGGAGAACACAUCUGGAUCCAAGACUCUUACAUCAGACUCGCCAUCUGUAACCUCAUCGUCUUCCUCCGUCCUCGGCUCUGGACUGGUGGCCCCCGUAUCCCCCUAUAAGCCCGGUCAUACAGUUUUCCCCAUGCCUCCUGCUGGUAUUUCCUAUCCUGGAAGUUUAGCGGGUGCCUAUGCAGGUUACCCGCAGCCGUUCCUCCCUCAUGGAAUGACCCUUGACCCCACCAAAUCCAGCAGCCAGCUGUUAAGUGCACAGUUUGCUGCUGCCAGCUCGCUGGGAUGCAGUAAAGCAGGAACGAGUCCCUUAGCAGGAGCAUCCCCGCCGUCUCUAAUGUCUGCCAGUUUGUGUCGGGACCCCUACUGCCUGAGCUACCACUGCACAAGCCAUUUGUCCGGUGCAUCCAGCGCCAAUUGCGCACAUGACUCUGCGGCGGCUGCUGCUGCGGCCGCCACCGCGCUCAAGUCUGGAUACCCGCUCAUGUACCCGACGCACCCGUUACACGGCGUGCACACCUCGGCCCCGUCUUUCAGCGGACAUCCCUUAUAUCCAUACGGGUUUAUGCUGCCCAAUGACCCCCUGCCGCACGUGUGCAACUGGGUGUCUGCUAACGGACCUUGUGAUAAGCGCUUUUCCUCCUCCGAGGAGCUGCUCAGCCACUUGCGGACUCACACGGCCUUUGCCGGCACGGAGAAGUUGAUAUCUGGGUACCCGGGGUCGUCUUCUCUCGCCAACGCCGCUGCCGCCGCUGCUAUGGCGUGUCACAUGCAUAUGCCUCCUAACGGCAGCCCUGGCAGCCCCAGCACGCUGGCCCUCAGGGGCCCACAUCACCCUCUCGGACUGAGCAGCCGCUAUCACCCCUAUUCAAAGAGCCCGCUGCCAACACCCGGGGCCCCGGUGCCCGUACCCGCGGCCACAGGGGCAUAUUACUCCCCAUACGCCUUGUAUGGACAGAGACUGACCACAGCCUCGGCCUUAGGAUACCAGUAGAGACAAAGAGUUAUACAUUUAUAAAGGAGAUUUAGGCCCAGUGAGUUUUAUAUUGUACUUCAUGCAGGGACUGGAUCCAUGUGGGGAUCAGUGUAUUUAUUUGCGAUAGCUUCAAGCUGACUAAAAUAAAAAAUAAUAUAACUUUAAAGACUCAAUGUGCAUUAUUUUACACAGGAGGGAGUACUGGGUUGUGUUUACCUGCUGUGCAUCAAGCCUAUUUUUGUGCACAUUUAAGUGGGACCUUUGUAUGGAUUUUUCUCUUCAUGCUGAAUCAAGUCUUGCAAAAGUUAUUUUAAUUCUGCCUCCCUCAGACGGGUUAGAGGGCCACCGGUGCUGAGUGAUUUGACAGGAUGAUGGACAUGGAAAAUCAAUCAGAGCAGCUUCCUCAGAAUUGUUAUUGAUUUAUUUUGUGUGCAGCACAACGUUUCAUGAAGCCCAUUUCUACCUGGAUGGCGUUUUUAAAACUCCAGAUAGCUCUGACACUGUUCACAGAGGUCUAUUUUUUAAUUUUAGACAGGAAGAUUUUAAAACAAAAAAUACAUGUAUCAUAACACACAGACUGAGCUUUGAAAUAAGUCAAACCAUCCACUUAUUUUUAUGUAGUUUUUCUUUCUUUUACUUGGGGGAAUUAGUUUGGCUGUGCAAUGAGAUUGUAGGCUUGUGAGG
Molecule: messenger RNA, 2732 nt
Organism: Epinephelus fuscoguttatus (brown-marbled grouper)
Lineage: Eukaryota; Metazoa; Chordata; Actinopteri; Perciformes; Serranidae
Product: zinc finger protein 503-like
Exons: 2
Coding region: 369-2066 (565 amino acids)
Biological process (GO): negative regulation of DNA-templated transcription
Cellular component (GO): nucleus
Source: RefSeq, a predicted model, not a curated record